AUGAAGGAGUGGUCGGAGGAUGAGCUGAACUCCUAUGUGCUGGGGCUCUUGAACAAGCUGUUGCAGGUGGAUGGCAAGUACUCGUACCAGGUGUGUGGCUUCGAUGUGUGUCUCAAUGGGUUUUGCAGCCUCCUCUUGGUGAACCGGAAGAGGGUCUACCGAUUGCAAGGUGGUGUGGAGAAAAGCCAGGUGCCUAUUGACAAGCGCGCCUACAAUGGAGGUGAUCUUCAGCCACGCCACAUCAACCAUAUGACCAUGGAAGCUUUUCAUGCCGAGUACCUCCUUUGGGCAGAGGGUGCUGGGGAUUUCCUCAGCAUCUUGGAGACAAAGGUCAUGCCAUCCAAAGGCCGUGAGAUGCGAUGCUGCAUUUUGAAGGGCACCCUGAACUACAAGGCAUUCUUUGAGCAGCUGGAUAUAUCAAUUUCUGGCUUGGUCCCAAAUGCCAAGGGGGGUGAGCCUGAUGUGAACCAUUCAUGGCGCUUCAUUGCUCGAGAGGAGCCUUACUUUCCAGACUAUGCGCCAAAUGGUAAGGAUUGCGUGAUGUUGGUGAAGGAGCUUGUUAGCAGCGAUUGCCUAUCACAGCAGUUUCUGAAAACAGCUGCUGCUGUUGAAGCAGAGCCAUGGAAUCUUACCAGGGUAAAUGCUUCCGGUCCAGUGGACCCAGAGAACUUGUCAGCUGGUGUGCUUUUUGAUGGGCCUUCUGAGCAGGAGAUUCCGGGACUGGUCGAACCACGCGGGCUGGAGGAUGCCCUGAUGAGCGUGGCAGGGGAUGAAUCUACCCUUCUGUACGAGCCAAGUCAGAAGGUUGAGAAGGUUGGUCAUGGUGGUGCUAGACAGUACAUCCACAAGGUCUUCCCUUCCGCCCAGAGCCGGCAAACGGAUUUGGUGGACAUCUUGCGGAAGAUGGCCCAAGGCUUGCCUCUUGAUGCGCAGCCCAUCCAGCCGGGAAGCAUCCUCUUCCUGAAGGGCGCAGGGCGGAUUCACACCGCCAUUGCAGUCUUGAUCUACUGCUACCGGAACAGCAUCACUGUUCUGGAAUAUGAAGACAUCAGUUCAAGGAAUGAUGAAGCAGCCCGUGAUGACCGGAUCAUUGGGGUGAAGCGGCAUGCAGUGGGAAAUGUUCUAGAGAUGCCUGAGGAUUGCAGGACCAUCAUCAUGAACUCUGUCUCGGAGUUUGGGUGGGAAGGUGGCCCGUGGUCAGAUGACAAUUUGAGCAGUCGGAAGAUUGUGCCAGGAUAUGCUUUCCGAACCCGAGGUGCAUUGGCGCGUGAAGUUUGCGAGCAAGUUCCCAACUCGGAAGACUUGAUGAAGACCGAGUUUCUGGGCAAGCUCCAAGGGGGUGCUGAGCCUGACAUGGAGAUGCAUCUUCUAGCAGCUUUGGGGGACAAGGAUCUCAAGUAUAUGCCCCGCGACAAUGCCAGCCCCAAAGAUUUGCUAAAGAUCAGAGUUGAGGGCCAUGAGUUUGAGCUCCUGAAGCAGGAGAUCAACUUUGAUGAACGGGCUUGGGAUGUUUACCAGCGGAAGGUUUCAGAGUUUGACCUGAGGAUGCUGCACCUGAAGGAUGAAUGGCUGCACAAGCGCUUUGGUGUAGUCAAACAAGCAGCUCAAUCCUUUUUGGACACCAGGGUCACUCUCCUAGCCUAUCCUGAGAAAUUUGGGCCUGGGACUGCAUUGGAGACCUGCGAUGAAAUCAAGAAGGAAUCCGAGCAGUGGCUGAAGAAGUUGAACUGCAAGUCCAUGGUGAAACUCUUUGUCCUGAACUACGCUGCCCCAAGCCUUUGCCCGGACAACCUGCAAAAGGUCAAUGCCAUGGUUGUGGGGCAUUCCAUGGUAGAGACUGCUGGUGGUGGGCCAGCAGGGAUCCUCCUCACACCAAUCCACACAUAUUCCACGGGGAACCUGUUCAUGCAGGAGCACACUAUCCUGAAGCAGCUCAACAACGCAUCCAUUGGGGUUGAUGUGCAGGAGAUGGUAACUAUGGAGGCAUUGUCCAUCCCUGGGGCAGAGUCGCUCCUUCCAGCCACUGUGGAUGCUGAUGGUCAUACCAAGGGUGCUGCAAAGUAUGCACAAGUGGGAGGGAAUGCAGCAUCGGCCCUUCUGUCUGAUGGUGUCCAGUUUGAUUCGCAGUCGUGCGUUGGAAUCAUCGACUUGGUGCCCUUGACUGGAUGCUUCUUCAAAGGGUUCAAAAAGCUCAAGAAUCUGAAUGUACCAUUGCGCUACUUUGCAGUGCUUGACCCGAAGCAUUAUGAUUGGUUCUUGGAACAUCUCAUGGACAACCUUACUGCAGAUAUCUUGGAGAAUUCUUUUGAAGUGCCCGGCUUUGUCAUCCCAGAUGUGAAACCUCCACAGUCUCACAUGGAAGAGAAGCCAUCCCCCCCAAUUAUGAAGCGCCUGAUUAUCCACAAGGUGGACAAUGAGCCUGCCACGAUUGCCAUUCCCGAUGACUUGGUGAAGAAAUGGUGGGAUCAUAACCAAUUGGGCACGGAGUUCAAAGCCAUUGUUGAAACCUUCAAUGAAAAACACCCCAAGGUUGAGGACCUCCAGAAGCAGACCACCCCGAACAAGCGCACUGGAACAGCAACAAGCAUGGCAACUCCACCAACAAAGAAGCCAAAGGUGGAUGGGGAACAGGUUAAGGCAGUGCUUGUUUCCAGCGACCAAGAGGGUCGUUUGCCAAAGGGUACCCUCUUGCAUGAAAUCAACCUUGUGAACUUGAAGGACUGCAAGAUUUUCUUCCAUGUUGAUGGCGUGUAUGUCCAGAACUGCCCGUCCUUAUUGCAGUUCUUUGCGAAGGGCCACUUCCUCCGGGCUUUGAAGCCGGAGAAAGGACCAGCUCUGCGUCAAAUUGCACAGAAGUGGCGCGAAGGCUUGCGCGUGUGGAUCGAGCAGCUGGCGCUGGAACCAGGUGGUGAUGCAGGACCCAGUACUGGCUGGCAGCUGCUGGCCGGCCGCUGCCGGCGGCAGCUGCUGUGGAGGGGAGGGCAGGUGGAUGCUUUGGAUGGUUCCCCCAAAACUACUUAG
Durusdinium trenchii is the source of this 3021-nucleotide messenger RNA. Lineage: Eukaryota; Dinophyceae; Suessiales; Symbiodiniaceae. The record is from the annotation of a GenBank genome assembly.